AUGGCUGCUAGCGGUGGCUGCAAGGGCAAAUCUAUUUGCUCAAAGCAUGUCACCAUGCUCACGGCCGUAAUUAUGAGCUUUGGAGUCAUCUCCUGUUGUCUCGGCCAUGGCGGGGGGGAUCAUGAUGGCCAUCUCGGGGCGAAGGGGGGAAGCUGCAUAGAGAGCGAGAGGAGAGCUCUCCUAGACAUCAGAUCCGACAUGUAUGACUCUGGCGAAAUAUUCUCUACUUGGAUCGGUGAAGAUUGCUGUCGUUGGAGAGGAGUGGCCUGCGACAACACCACCAGCCAUGUCAUCAAACUCGACCUCCACUAUCCUUACUCCUACACAGACGAUUGGGAUGAUGAGGUUAACAUUUGCUACUUGCUGAAUGAGAUGGGUGCGAGUAAGGUAAAUCCCGCUUUGCGUGAUCUGAAGCAUUUGAAAUAUCUGGAUUUGAGCAUGAAUAAUUUCUUUGGCUCCCACAUUCCCCACAUGAUUGCUUCACUUGUGCAUUUGGAAUGUCUUAACCUAUCCAAUGCCAUGUUUGGUGGACUAAUACCUCCUCAACUGGGGAAUCUCUCUAAGUUACACUUCCUCGAUCUUGGAGGAUGUGGAUAUAUUGAUGUACGAGCUGAUGACCUCGAUUGGCUCUCCCGAAUUCCUUCUCUAAAACAUGUUGAUAUGAGUUCUGUCAACCUCUCUAAAGCAACUAAUUGGCUUCACCAAGUUAAUUCAAUUCCCAGUCUUGAAGUAUUGCGCUUGGAGUGGGCAAGCCUCCCGUAUAUUCCAUCUCCUUUGCCCCAUUUUAAUAUGACUUCAAUCGUCAAGUUGGAUCUCUCUGGUUAUUCCAACUUGAACACAACAAUUCUAAGAUGGCUCUCUCAUGCUAGCAGCCUUGCAUAUCUUGAUCUUUCGUACUGUAGUGGUAUCGAUAUUGAGUCACUACAAGUCACUCUGGGAGCUCUGAGUAAUUUGAAAGCAUUAGAUUUGCAAUACAAUGGUAUCAAAGGAGAAAUUUUUGGAAUGAUAAUGAAUGUGAGCAGCAGGUUGAAGCAUUUGGAUUUAAGUGGGAAUUCAUUAAGCGGAGAUAUUGGACAAAUCUUGAGGAGCCUUGGCUCCUUGGAGUACCUUGCAUUAGAUGAUAACAAGUUCAACGGAGAUAUUCUAGAAAUGGUGAAAAAUGCCCCAAGCAGGUUACAAUAUUUAAGUUUGAGAUUCAAUCACAUUACCGGAGAAAUUUCACAAAAAGUAAAGAAUCUCACUAAUUUGGAAUACUUGGAUCUCUCGUACACCAAUAUUACAGAAAGUAUACUAAUGGCUUUUUGUGAUCUCAUCAACUUGAAAAGUUUGAUAUUACAAGGAAAUAAUAUUUUAAGACAAAUACCAAAAACUAUUGGAAAUCUCACCAAUUUGGAAUAUUUGAAUCUCUCGUACAAUAAUAUUACUGGAGCUAUACCAAUAGCUAUUGGUGAUCUCAUAAACUUGGAGAGCUUGAGAUUAUGGGGAAAUAAGAUUUCAGGACAAAUACCAGAAAUUAUUGGGAAUCUCACCAAUUUGAAAUACUUGGAUCUCUCGGACAAUAAUAUUACUGGAGCUAUACCAAUGACUAUUAGCGAUCUCAUCAAUUUGGAGAGCUUGAUAUUAUGGGAAAAUAAGAUUUCUGGACAAAUACUAGAAGCUAUUGGGAAUCUCCGAAAUAUACGAUGGCUAGAUUUAUCUGAUAAUCUUUUUAGUGGACAGAUGCCAGAGACCUUCAACAGACUCUACAACUUGCAAAUCUUGGAGGUAUCAUAUAACCACUUGACAAAGUUAGUAUUUGGGACUCUAAAUGAACUAUGCAAUUUGAGUUCUAUAGAUUUGUCCUUUAACCCUAUUGGUGGAAAGCUAACAGAUUUGAUCGAUGCUUUACCAGAUUUGCACAUAGCAAAUCUCACUUCUCUUCAGGUUUUGGAUCUUUCUUCCAACCAUCUUUCUGGUAGCAUUCCUUCGUCUCUAGGAAAUUGUAGUGCUAUGGUUGAGAUACAACAUGACACUACAUCAUUGCUUAAUCUUUUUAAUGUUAGCGGUUCCUAUAGCGAGAGCAUAGUAAUAACAGUCAAAGGUUUUGACAUCCAAUACACCAGAAUUCUCUCACUUGUAAAAAGCAUAGACCUAUCAAAUAAUAAUCUUUCCGGCGAGAUCCCAAGAGAGCUAACAAGCCUCCAUGGAUUGCUUUUCUUGAACUUAUCCAAGAAUCAUUUGAGAGGAACCAUUCCAGAAAAGAUUGGUUCCAUGGAACAACUGGAAUCACUUGACUUAUCGAUGAACAAUCUCACCGGAGAUAUUCCUUCCAGCUUAUCAUCUCUCACCUUCCUAAGCCACUUGAAUCUCUCUCACAAUAACUUGUCAGGAAGAAUUCCAACAGCCGGUGGUCAAAUGUCGACCUUUCUUGCCGACCCGUCGAUCUAUGAUGGUAAUGAAUACCUUUGUGGUACGCCACUGCCAGAGUGCCCUGGUGAUGCAGAUCAUCAAAGUCCACCUCAUGAACACGAAGAGAAAAACGGUGACAGGCUUGAAACAGUGUGGGAAAUUACCAGCAUCGUCAUGGGAUUUGUGGUUGGUUUUUGGAGUUUUGUUGGAACAAUGAUCAUGAAACAGAGCAUAAGGAUGGCUUUCUUUCGAGUUUUCGACAAGGCCUACGAUUGGUGCUACGUGCAAUUGGCAGUCGGAUGUGCAAGGUUAAAGUCCAAACAGCAAAGUGUGACUUGA
This is a messenger RNA of Musa acuminata subsp. malaccensis (wild Malaysian banana), 2727 nucleotides long. The record is from RefSeq and is a predicted model, not a curated record. Lineage: Eukaryota; Viridiplantae; Streptophyta; Magnoliopsida; Zingiberales; Musaceae.